Messenger RNA from Planococcus citri (citrus mealybug), 1275 nucleotides. Its product is annotated as staphylococcal secretory antigen ssaA2-like. Lineage: Eukaryota; Metazoa; Arthropoda; Insecta; Hemiptera; Pseudococcidae. The coding region runs from base 142 to 840 and encodes 232 amino acids. The record is from RefSeq and is a predicted model, not a curated record. The transcript has 3 exons.
UCGUUUUCGUAUAUAAAUUCAAAUUUGACCAUCGGCUUUCAGUCCAACAUAUUUCCUACUCGUUUGCGUGAGUUUUUUCGUUUACCUAUUCUCUCGUUCCUAGUUACUCGUUGCUCGUUGCUCGUGUUAAGCAUUUGAAAAAUGGAAUCGUUCCUAUACUGUGUUUUAGGUUUGUUCGUCUUACAAACGGCGACGGUUCUGGCUGAUGGCAGCAGCCGUGCUGAAAGGGAUAUCGGAUUGACUUCGUCUUUCGCCAACAACAAUAAGCAAUACAGCGGAUAUAGCAGUCUGUACCCGAACAAUCAAUUCGGAAGCUAUCAAGCGAGUUCUUCGUUCGGAAAAAUUGCCAGCCCCAGCGUCGGCGUCGGCGUCGCUCCAGUAGCACCUUUGAAACCAUCGUCGGCGUCGUCGGUAGCCGCUGCUCCGUACUACGGUAACUCGCAGUACGCGUACCAGCCGUACAGCGCGUACAACGCGUACAACGCUUACCCGUACUCGUCGUCGUACUCUUCGUACCCGUACAAUUAUCCGUCGUCUUCUUACUACAACUCGGGCUACUACAACAACAAUUACUACCCGUACAACGCCGCCAGCGCCACCGCCACCGCCUACAACAACCGAUACCCGUAUUCGUCGCCCUACUACUACGGAAACAACUACAACAACGGCCAAUACUACAAUAAUUACAAUUACGACCAAUACUACAGAUCCGGCUUCGGACCGGCUCCGGCUGCCGCUGCGUACUCGGCGUUCCCGUACUCCGCGUCGCCGUACUACUCUUCACCCGCCGCUUAUCCUACCGCUCCCUCGGUCGCCGAGUCUUCCGAAAAGAAGGAAUAAUCGCCCCCAUGUCCCAUGUCCCAUCUCUCUUUCCUAGCACAUAGUACGUCCUACCCUACGUGUACGUCUACGUAGUACGUACUACGUACAUCUAUGUACCUCGUACCACAUCCAACUUCUCACUGUUCAGUAUUCACUAUUCAGUAGUAGCCUAUACCUAAUUACCUACCUUCCUGAGUACUCGAGUAUACUCAUUUACUACAUUUGUACGAACGCUCCUGCGAGUGUAUUGUACUCGUAUUACCUACAAAUACAUAUAGGUAUACCUAUCAAUCGAUUUUUCUCGCACUUAUUGCAAGAUUUCACUCGUGUUUGUUUUUCAUAUGGUACGGUGUAUGUAAAUGUUAAAUGUACUUAUUAUGUGCCUAAUAUACCUACCCCUAUAGGUAUCUAAUUUUGUUCUCGGCUCAUUCAAAUAAAAUCAUUACUUACCUA